AAACUCGAUUCUUUUUUAUUUACUCCCUACCCACCAUUCUGAAAAACAUGUCCAGCACCAUCAGCACCGAGGGCCUUGGCCGCGACACUCUGGUCUACAUGGCCAAGCUCGCCGAGCAGGCUGAGCGCUACGACGAGAUGGUCCAGUACAUGAAGGCUGUGGCCAAGCUCGGCUCCGAUCUGACGGUCGAGGAGCGCAACCUGCUGUCGGUCGCCUACAAGAACGUGAUCGGUGCUCGCCGUGCCUCGUGGCGCAUUGUCUCGUCGAUCGAGAACAAGGAGCACUCGCGCGGCAACGACGCCCAGGUCGAGAAGAUCAAGGCCUACCGCGCCAACAUUGAGAAGGAGCUGCAGGAGGUGUGCAACGACAUCCUGGCCGUGCUGAAGGAGAACCUGCUCACCACCGCCGAGGAGCCCGAGUCCAAGAUCUUCUACUACAAGAUGGAGGGCGACUACUACCGCUACCUGGCCGAGUUCCAGCAGGACGAGCCCCGCAAGGCUGCCGCCGAUGCCGCCCAGGUCUCGUACCAGAAGGCCUCUGAUGUUGCCGGCGAGAAGCUGCCGCCCACCCACCCCAUCCGCCUGGGUCUGGCCCUCAACUUCUCAGUGUUCUACUACGAGAUCGCCAACUCGCCCACCCAGGCCUGCAGUCUGGCCAAGGGUGCCUUCGAUGCCGCUAUCUCGGAGCUCGACAGCCUGUCCGAGGAGUCGUACAAGGAUUCGACCCUGAUCAUGCAGCUGCUCCGGGACAACCUGACCCUGUGGACCUCUGACCUCAACGAGGAGGAGAACAAGGCCGAGGCUGCCGCUGCCGAUGAGGACAAGGCCGCCGAGGCUGCUGAGACUGCCGUCGAGGACAAGGAGUAAGGACACCAAAUGUCCCCCCUAUCAGUG
This is a messenger RNA of Linderina pennispora, 893 nucleotides long. RefSeq names its product 14-3-3 family protein epsilon. The record is from RefSeq and is a predicted model, not a curated record. NCBI's taxonomy places the organism in Eukaryota, Fungi, Kickxellomycota, Kickxellomycetes, Kickxellales, Kickxellaceae. Gene Ontology annotation, biological process: signal transduction. Bases 48 to 866 code for a protein of 272 amino acids. Gene Ontology annotation, cellular component: cytoplasm. The transcript is spliced from 4 exons.